AUGCCUUCCGGCGGUAAUGAUAAUAAUCAUCCCAGCGUCACCGGCGGUCUCGGCGAAACAGUUGGCAAGACGUUCGAAGGGUCCACGCGCACAUUUGGCAAUGUCGUGAGUGGUCUUGGGGCGACGCUUGGUGGCGCGGCUCAAGGGGUAGGCCAAACUGCAGCUGGCGCUGCUGAGGGACUCGGCACUACAACUAGAGGCCUCGGACAGUCGGCCAAUAGGGGCUUUGCAGGUGGCGUUGAAAGGUCUAGGAAGAUAGAAGAGGAGCUGGAAAAGGAUAAAGUAGAUUAG
This is a messenger RNA of Penicillium daleae, 291 nucleotides long. RefSeq lists its product as uncharacterized. Lineage: Eukaryota; Fungi; Ascomycota; Eurotiomycetes; Eurotiales; Aspergillaceae. The coding region runs from base 1 to 291 and encodes 96 amino acids. The record is from RefSeq and is a predicted model, not a curated record. The transcript is spliced from 2 exons.